This is a messenger RNA of Rotaria sp. Silwood1, 1221 nucleotides long. The record is from the annotation of a GenBank genome assembly. NCBI's taxonomy places the organism in Eukaryota, Metazoa, Rotifera, Eurotatoria, Philodinida, Philodinidae.
AUGUUUCCUUUAUACUAUGCAAAUUCACAUACAAAGAAAACGGAUGAUAGUAUCAAUGAAUCAACUAAAACAACAACAACAACAACAACAACAGAUAAUGAUAAUGAAACUUAUCCAUCAGCGAAAUGUUUGAAACAAAUCGAAGAUUCUAAUAUAUAUGAAACAGAAGAAACAAAACAUGAUUUAACUAAUGAUGAAGAAUCAGAAGAUUUAAUUGUGAAAGAAUAUUUAAAAAACUUUUAUUUUUAUGAGAAUGAAUGUCAACGAUUGAUAAAAUUUAAUUCACUAUUUACAUAUGAUCAAGAAAAACUAAGAAAAACAAUAAUUGUACAUUCUAAUUCUUCAAUUAAUAUAUUACGUAAAAGUAUAUUAACUAAUUUAUAUAAAUUAUACGAAAAUGAUCAAUGGAAUUUAUCUACCUUAACAACAUUAUCUACAUUAUUUGAUAACUCAAUAAAUCAUUAUUUAGAAGCUGAAUUACUAAUAAUUUUGUAUAUUUCACAACUCAAAAUAGAUAAUGUAACUAAAGUAGAAGAUAUUAUCAAAAAUCUACUACCAAUAUUAAGAACAGAACAAAUAGUUGUAGAAAAAGAAUUUGAAAUAAAUUUAAAUAUUAUUGAUGAAUUUAAAAGAAUUUUAUUAACUAAUCAAAUUAUUCGUAUUAUUCAAAAUGUAUAUUCUAAAUUAACAAAAAAACAAAUUAAUACAAAUGAUUUACAACAAAUUAUAAAUGAUAUACAUAUCGAGUUUGUAGAUGUUGGAGCAGCAUAUCAAUUAAGAGGAUUUAGUGGAAGAAAAAAAAUAUAUGUUAAUUUUUAUUAUAUUCUAUUCCACUACAAGUAUGAUUAUCUAUCUCCACCUUCAGAAUUAUUACAAUUGGAUUUAUUAACACUAAUGCUUCAUCAAACUAUGCAUAUUAUAUUAUGUGAAAGAGAAAAUAAUUAUAAUCUAUCUACAUUAAUUGAUUAUGCUGAGGUUAAUAAAGAAGAAUCUAAUACAUAUAUUGAAAAAUAUAUAUUUACAUGUUGUCCAGAUUGGGUAAAAUUAUAUAAAAAUAAUAUUAUAUCUAUUUCACAAAUAAAUUCAAUUUUAAAUGCAUUAAAAGCAGAUGAACCUGUAUCAUCAUUGUUACCACAACGUCUUAAUUUUUAUACAAGAAAUGUUUCUACAAUAGCAUUGGAUAUAAUAUCUCUUGAUUUUCAAAAAUCAUGGGAACUUUAA